Molecule: messenger RNA, 3203 nt
Organism: Drosophila serrata
Lineage: Eukaryota; Metazoa; Arthropoda; Insecta; Diptera; Drosophilidae
Biological process (GO): piRNA processing; P granule organization; spermatogenesis
Cellular component (GO): P granule
Source: RefSeq, a predicted model, not a curated record
CUUUGCGCCACAGGAGACGCGCGUGCUUUUUGAUCAGUAGAUUAAAAUAAAAAGUUUAGUUUAAAGCGUGAAAUCGUGCCAGAUUUUCGCCCUUUAUUCAAGGAAAACAAAUACAAGUGAAAUUUCGUAAAAUUACGCUGUAGAUCAGUAAUUUUCGCAGUUAAAAGUAGAAUACGCAAUUUCUUGGAAUAGUUCCGUUAGUUCGCCAUAUUCAUUCUCAACCUCCAUUCAUUUUUCGGCUGCUUUUGUGAAAAGUUGAUUUUUAACUCCCGAUUUCGGCGCAAUGGAUAGAGUGUGCGUAAGAUGCGGCCAAUCGGCCGGAUUGAUGUGCCAGCGAUGCAGGGAACAGUAUUGCAGCGUCGUUUGCCAGACGGAGGAUUGGCAGCGACACAAGCACUUCUGUAUCAUUAUGCCUCCCUUGGUGGCCUACCAAGAUAUCCGGAAAUCGUUGAAGGAGCAGCAGGCCAACAUUCCGGCCAAUCCUGUGACUCCUGCGAAAGCUGAGACGCCAGCCAAUAAGACCCAUUCUACGCCGGACGCCACUGGGGUGGUGCCCACUUUGCAGCCCAAGAACAAGGAGGAGCAACUCUCCACGAACUGGCGCCAGCCAAAGCUGCCUGUCGGCGAGGAGUUCUUCGAGUGUCGUGUGACCUCCAUGGAAAAGGAGGGUCCUUUUUGGGUACUUCUCUUAGCCAAUGUGGAGAGCAUGGAGCGCAUGCAACACAGCAUGCAGCGUCUUCUGCAAAAUGGUAAGCUGACUCUAGCCGAGAGCAUUCAGCUGGACUCUCUGGUGGUCAUUACGGCCGACAGUAAAGUUUACCGGGGUCAGGUCCUAGGCGUCGACAUCGCGACCGAGGAGGCUGAAGUUCGUCUGAUUGACUUCGGAUCCGUGCUACCAAUUCCCCUUCGGGAUAUCUAUGUCCCCGUUUCGAAGAUGGCCGAGCGCAAGGCCUAUGCCUUCCGUGUGAAACUGCCAACGAAUACCGGCGUGGAAGUAAACAAGAACAUAUCGCUUCGACUGUUGGGGACUCGCACCCAUGAGGGAAUUUACCAGGUACAGCUGAAGCCCAAAAUAACCACACCACUGGACCUGCCCGUGGAGAUCCUGAAACUCAAUCCGGAGGUCAAGGUGAUACAUAUAUUUGAUUGCAAUGCUCACCAGGACAAGGUGAAGCAGGUGGCCCUGCUGCAGAUCAACGUGUUGGAUCACAUUACUAAGGACUUGAAUGAUUGCCUGGCAGCAAAGUCGGGCCAGCCCUUCUCCGGUCCUUUUACGGAGGGGAAGUCCCCUUUCUUUGUGGCCUCUCGCUCUUCAAACGGCAGCUUUCGGCGAGCCUUCCUGCUGGACCUAAUCGAGAAGCCCGCUCCCAAGUUCCUGGUCUAUGAGAUGGACCAUGGUCGCGUCUCCAUUACCACCGAAUUGACUCGCAUUCCCAGCGAGGUACUGGGCAAGCCCAUGAGAGUUUUUGCUGUUCAGCUGGACGACGAUGUGCCCCAAUCGCUUCUACAUGAGCACACUGAUCUUGCAGUCAAGUUCAAUAGGGACAUCCUGUCGAGAGAGGAGACAACGCUGUGCAGCGCUAAUGCCUCCUUACUGUACAAGGGUGAGCAGAUUUGCGUGGCUCGCUUGAGUACAUUCAUGGGUCAGGUCUCCGAAUUGGGACACAAGUACUGGCGCGAGCCCAUUGCAGACGGCGCCUUCGUGUUUAUCAGCCACGUCAAAAGCUAUAAAGAAGUGUUCAUCAGCUCCAAGCAAAGCAAAGAGUACAUGGAAAUCUUCAAGAGCUUGGCAGCAAAGUGCGAGGCCUUCGAAGACUCCAGUGAGGUAGCAAUUGGUUCAAUCGUGCUGGUCGUUUCCCCAUGCUUGGGUUAUUUUCGUGGAGAGGUAUCUAGUGUUGUGGACGGUCUUUUCGAGGUGCAAAACGUCGAUACGGGCGCCAGCCACAGACUGAAGCUAUCGGAGCUUCGCAAGUCUUGCCGAUUCCUAGAAAAUCUGCCUUUGAGCCUUAUGCGCGUCAAGUUAAAUAUUAACUGGAGUAAACUAAAGGAAACUGUACCGGCAAAUAGCUCAGCCACCCACAUGCUGCAGGUUCUUUGCGCUCAGGAGGAGGAAUUAAGACUGCAGAUGGUCGAUAAGAACAACGCCACGGUGGACCUUUUGUUUAGCUCGGGUGAAGAGCGCUCGUUAGCGAAUCGAAUGAUGCAGAUUAUGUUUAUGCCAAUGCCGGGAAGCCCAAAAUCCGAUGAAGCACUAACGAAGACAACCCCAUCGGCACCGAUUGUGGCGGAUGUUUCAGCAGCAGCAUUGCCUCCAUCUCCUCCAAAAUCACCUGACCAGGUGAAGACCCAGCCCGUUAAGCGAUUCUAUUUCAAAGAUUUGGCCAAAAAGCUUGUUCCUUUGGGCGAUAAUGUCGGCAUCAUGACACUGGGUACACAGGAAUUGCGAAACUCUGGCUACAUCACCGCCGUCUGCUUCGAAUCGGAGUCUGAUGUCGAAAGCUUCCAGAGUUUAUUGAAUUUGGUGGCCAGUCAUGGUGAAUGCACCCACAAUGCGGUCGUCAACUAUGUGCCUUGCAUUGGCGAAGUAUGCGCAGCUCGCUUUUCUGAGGACAAUGUAUGGUAUCGCGGGGUUUGCCAAGAUAUAAAGAACGGCUCAGCUUUGAUAUUCUAUUUCGACUUUGGCAAUACGGAAUACGUGGACUUUAAAGAUCUAAAGCCGGUGAACAGCAACCUAAUGCACGUCAUCUACGCCACCAAGUGCUAUAUAGAUGGCUUUGACAAAACUAUAAACUAUGAGGCUUUAGAGGAGUACCUCUCCAGCCAUCCCAACUUUUCUUGCUCUGUUAUGGAUGGUCUGGAGACCGAUACGCGCCUUAUAAGGAUUCCAAAUAUCUAGAAAAUUCUGAAACUAUAAGUCUAAUCCAGUUAGGACUUUGUCUUUCUAAGCGCAUCGUACUUUAUUUCUUAGUUUAAAGCUAAUAACGUUGGAUGUACUUCACAGGAAGUGAGUACUUCCGACAAUUUGAUGAAAAUCAUAUUUUUGUUCUGUUUAAGCGUUCACUAAGACGAUUCUUGCCGGUUCCAAGGAGAUCAUUUAAUGUUUUUGUUUCAAUUAUUUUUUUUAAACAAUACACGACAAUUAAGUUCUUUUAUUAAAAUAUUAGAAUGAGUCGAUCAACGCAAGAAGCGUUAUUACUUUUGUA